Molecule: messenger RNA, 5999 nt
Organism: Sceloporus undulatus (fence lizard)
Lineage: Eukaryota; Metazoa; Chordata; Lepidosauria; Squamata; Phrynosomatidae
Product: oocyte zinc finger protein XlCOF6-like
Exons: 5
Coding region: 817-3138 (773 amino acids)
Biological process (GO): central nervous system development; regulation of transcription by RNA polymerase II
Cellular component (GO): nucleus
Molecular function (GO): DNA-binding transcription factor activity, RNA polymerase II-specific; RNA polymerase II cis-regulatory region sequence-specific DNA binding
Source: RefSeq, a predicted model, not a curated record
AGUUUGUGGGGGUCCUUCCUCCCCUAACCCUAGUGAAUGUGGAGGGACCAUGGUAUUACAAAGAAAUGCUGUUUCUGCCUAAAGAUAAACAGUUGAAUAGGUGUACUAAAGAGGGCCAGCAUGGGAUAAUGGCUUGAGCAUUGCACUGUGAUUCUGGAGGCAAGGUUUGAAUCUCAGCUUGGCCAGGGAGGCCUACUGGCUGACCUUAGAUUAGUCACACUCUCUCAGCCUCAGAGGAUGGCAAUGGCAAACCAUAUUUGAAGAAAAUUGCCAGGAAAACCCAAUGAAUAGGAUUGUUUUAGGGUCGCCAUGAGUCGAAAAGCCACAUGAAGGCACACACCACAAACAACAAGGUCUACUAAAAGAGAGGAGGGUGGUGGGAAGGAUGCCUGCAGAAAUACAAAAUGGUUAGGGACAGAGUGUUUAGGAGGACACUGCAUUGUAUGAUAGUCUUGGUUUGUGGCUAAAAAAGAAAGGAAAUCAUUCACUCCCAAGCUGUCUUUAGUUUCUUUCUGAAGUAAAUGUUAUGGUCUUCAAAGAGAAAGGAACCACUUUCCAGCCUGGAUUUGAUUAUAAAACAUCUUGCCUCUAGAGUAGUGAUUCCUAAACUUUGGUCCUCCAGGUUUCUUGGACUUCAAUUCCCAGAAGCCCCAGCCAGCUUGGCCAACGGUCAGGAAUUGUGGGAACUGAAGUCCAAAACAUCUAGAGGAUGAAAGUUUGGGAACCACUGGAAGGUCUUCACAGAACAGCUAAUUCACAGGAAAACAUGUUUUCUUUAUAGGCUUUGGUGUCCCCGGUGAUUUUUCCUGUGACACUAUGGCAGAAGAAGCACAUAUUCCUUUGGUCAUGUUGGGAACUGCUUGGGAGAAAAAAAUAAAAAUGGAAAAUCCAGAUUCAGUCUGCUAUGAGUUAGGAGAAGACCCUCAUCCUAUUCAGGCUGAGUGCAAAGGAGGGUACUUGGGAAGAACCAUGGAGAAGAGCCUGGGGAAGGAGGCUCUCAGUUCCGAUAUCUUGUACCAGCACUUCAAGCAGUUUGACUACCAGGAGGCUUUGGGACCCCGAGAGGUGUGCAGCCGGCUCCACCAUCUCUGCCAUCAGUGGCUGAAGGAAGAGGAACGCACCUCAGCUCAGGUCUUGGACCUGCUGGUUUUGGAGCAGUUUCUUACCAUCCUUCCCCCAGAGAUAGAGACCUGGGUGAAAGAAUGUGGAGCAGAGACCACUUGUCAAGCAGUGGCCUUGGCAGAAGGUUUCCUCAUGAGUCAGGCAGAGGAGAAGAAGCAGCAGAAUAUGACUGUGGAAGAUAUGGCUGCGGAGGAGAAGUGUCCUUCUACAUCCACCCAGACAUUGCACCCCAGUUGUAUCAUGCAGGAUGAAAUUGAAUUAACAGCACGACCUACCUGUUCAAGCACAUUUCUUAAUUAUGAUGGACUCAGAACAGCUUCUGCAAGACUGAGUCAGGUGACCUUUGAAGAUGUGGCUGUGUAUUUCACAGAUGAGGAGUGGGCCAUGCUAGACCUGAGCCAAAGAGCUCUUCAUAAUGAAGUGAUGGAGGAGACUUUGGGCAUUGUGAUCUCCUUGGCUGGUGAUGGGCAACUAAACGAGAACAAAGGAGAAUCAUGCAAGCUGUUGUCUGAAAGAGUGGCAUAUAAACAGAUGGAAGAGAACGGAAGAAGUGCUGACACUCAAGGAAACAGGGGCAAAGCACCAGCUUCUCAAGGUGGGGAGAGCUAUGGAAUCUCUGUUGAAGAAAUCCCACAAAAUGGAAAGGAGUGUAUUUAUCUUCCAUCCGGGAAAAGCGUUAGUUGUAAAACAAGCCUUAAUCGUCAUGCAAGAACCCACGAAGGGGAGAUAUCAGGCAAAGGUGAGGAUGGUGGAGAGAUCUUCAGUGUUUGGAAAGGUCUGAUUUCCCAUCAGACAACACAGAUGAGCCAAGUACUCUUCAAAUGCUUGGAGUGUGGAAAGAGUUUCAGUGAGAAGACUCAAUUCACUUGGCAUCAAGCAACUCACACAGGGGAGAAACCAUUUCAGUGCUUGGAGUGUGGAAAAAGCUUCAGUCAGAAAUCAAUCCUCACUCGUCAUCAAGCAGUUCAUACAGGGGAGAAACCAUUUAAAUGUCUGGAGUGUGGAAAAAGCUUCGGUCAGAAGGCAGAUCUCACUCGUCAUCAAGCAGUUCACACAGGGGUGAAACCUUAUAAAUGUCUGGAGUGCGGAAAAAGCUUCAGUCAGAAGGCAGACCUCACUUGUCAUCAAAGAAUUCAUACUGGAGAGAAACCAUUUAAAUGUUUGGAGUGUGGAAAAAGCUUCUGUCAGAAGGCAAACCUUAUUGGUCAUCAAGCAACUCACACAGGGGAGAAACUGUUCAAAUGCUUGGAGUGUGGAAAAUGCUUUAGUCGAAAAACAAACCUCACUUGUCAUCAAGCUAUCCACACAGGGGAGAAACCGUUUCAGUGCCUGGAAUGUGGGAAGAGCUUCAGUCAGAAGACAAACCUCAUUGGUCAUCAAGCAACUCACACCGGGGAGAAACUAUUCAAAUGCUUGGAGUGUGGAAAAAGCUUCAGUCGGAAGACGCAUCUCACCUGCCAUCAGAGAACCCAUACAGGAGAGAAACCAUUUGAAUGCCUGGAGUGUGGCAGGUGCUUCAGUCAGAAGUCACUUCUCGUUCAUCAUGAGGCAACUCACACAGGGGAGAAACCAUUUGAAUGCUUGGAGUGUGGGAAACGUUUCAGUCAGAGGACAAAACUUAAUUAUCAUCAAAAAAUGCAUGCAGGAGACAAACCAUUUACAUGCUCAGAGUGUGGAAAGAGAUUUGGUCAGAAGUCACUCCUCGUUCGCCAUCAAGCAGUCCACACAGGGGAGAAACCAUUUAAGUGCUUGGAGUGUGGAAAGAGCUUCAGUCAGAAGAUAGAUCUCACUCGUCAUCAAAUAAUUCAUACAGGGGAGAAACCGUUUAAGUGCUCUGAGUGUGGAAAGAGCUUUAGUUGGAGGAAAAGCCUCACAGCUCAUCAGGCAGCAGCAAACCAUUGGGAUGUCUCAGAAGUGCGAAUAGUUACAGUUGGAGAUGAUGACUCCAUAUUUGAUACAAAAGAGUUCAUAGACGUGAAUGUGGAAAAUACUUCAAUCAUUACUCACAUCUUAUGACACACAAAUUCACACAUAGUAGAAACUAAAUCUCCUUUUAUCAAUGAGAGAACAGAACAAAGAGGAAACAGCGCACUGUGUGUCGGACUACUAUAGUAGCAAACUCUUUUUUUGACAGUUAAGAACCCAGACAGGAAUAAAGGUGUUUAAGUACAUGUAAUGAGUAAUGAACUUCAGUGAGAGGUAAAUCUUAACUUAAAGAAUAUAGAUGGGGAUUGACCUGACAAAUGCUUGGAGUGUGGAAAGUCUAAUUGGAACUUCAGGGAAACUGCUAUUUAAAUGCUUUGGGUGUAGAAACAGCUAUUUUAGGAGAGACUGCCAUAUAUACCAUUAAAUGAUGCACAGUAGUUGAGUGUGAUAUUGAAAGGAAUGCCUUUUAAAACUUUACCACAUAUCUAAGAGUUCAUGUGAAUGCUUAGAUUUCAAACUCAGUUUUAAUAUGAAAUAAAGCUUACCAAGUUUUGAUCCAGCAAGGUAUUAGUGAUUUGAAUGUUGGACUAGGUCUCUGGGAGACCAGAGUUUGAAUCUCUGCUCAGCCAUGGAAAUCUACUGGAUGAUCUUGGGCAAGUCACCUCCAAGUAAAUCUUGCCAAGAAAAUCCUGUAAUAGAGUUACCCAAGUUAGAAAUGACUUAAAAGCAUAUCACAACAUAAAGUUAACAUAUACUUUAAAAUAAUUUUUGUUCAGGUUAUUGGACUUGUUUGCAAGGUUACAAUCAAAUUAUUAAUCCACUUCUCUGCUAACAAUAUAAGACAUCCUUUGUGGGAAUUUCAAGUAAAGAGUAACUGAAUCAGCUAAAUGACACAGAAUCAUGAAUUUGGAUAUGUAAAGAAGUAAUUAAUCUGUUAAAGGAAAGGUACACAAAGAGAAGUGUGGGUCUCAAUGAUUUCUGGGUGAUAGAUAUAAAAAAACUAAGCAAUGUGGGAUGGUUGAUACCUUAUUAACUGAGUUUGAGACCAUCUCUAAAAGUCAAGGAUUGGUUUGUUUGUGUGAUGAAGUCUUGUAAAAUGAAAUGUUUUAUAUACAACUGUAAUAAUUUAAAGAUUUGUCCUUUUUGUCCUUCAAUCAGUAAAAACCCUAUAGUUCAUUGUAAGUAUCUAAUCCAUGAUACAUUUUGUGUAGCAUAUACAUCUCACACUAUAGAAGUGCAUAUGUAUUCUUUGCCUACAUUUAAGUAGUUGAGUUUGAUUUAUUUUUUUUAACAGUGUGAGUAUAUUUGAUCUUGCCCAACCUGAUUGAUGUAUAUUUCAGCUUCUUUUGGGUCAGAAAAGAGUGUUGAGAGAAAAGAACUGGUACUAUAGAAAGGUACAUAAAUCUGGCUAAAUCUUUUCCCAGCAUUCUCUGAAGAAAAUAUGUACUUGGGCCAUUGUGAGUUUUUUGCGCUCUACAAAUGGAGUCUGACAAGAACAGCCUUCUGUAUCAAUGCAUGAGUUCCAGCCACUUUGGAAUGCUUUGUACCAUCUUUUUCCCUAACAAAAUAAUGUGUCCAAAGACCUUUUGUGUAAUGAUUUCAAAGCCAUAUACCACCAAUGCCACCUGUCCUUAAUGUACAGCCUUUGAAUCUUGCGAGGACAUUUAUUUGACUAUUUAUACCUUGCUCUUCAGCCACAAAGGCUCUCAGAUCCCAUGUCUCAUGGGAAGCAAGAAGGAUUGGAGAAGUGUCUGGGUAUGCCUCCAUUAUUGUUGUAUACCUUCAAGUCAUUUCUGACUUAUCCCGGCCCAAAACUGAGCUUAUUACUGGGUUGUCUUGGCAAAAUUUGUUUAGAGGGGGCUUGUCUUGGUCUUUCUCAGAGAGCGUGACUUGCCUAAGGUCACACAGUGGGUUUCAUCAGCACAGCAAGGAUUUAAACCCUGGUGUCCAGUGUCCUAGUCGCAACAUCAGUAUACUACACUGUCCUCAUAUGCAUUCUCAGCAAUGCAGUAAUCCUUUUAUGAUGCUUACCAAUCCUACCUGCUCCCAAAGAGGCAUGGAAUUGGGCCCGUGGGUGGGGGGCUUGAGAGGCUGUACAGAUUCUUGGAGUAUGUGUGUGCGCUUUGGACACUACAGAAGGAGGUAGUAAAAACAAAACAAAAAAGCUUCCUUUAUAUACCGCUUCAUACUGAACGAACAGUGUCUAAGCGGUUUACAACUGUAAGCUAACUUCUGCAGCACUUGGAGCAUAUUUAAUUAUGUAGGGGGUAAUGAUGUGUGCAUAUGGUGCAAGAAAUGCAAGGACCAAAGAAGAAAGAUUUGGCAGAUUUGGAGAGUGCUGUUCAGUUUAAUGGUCUACAACUCAUGGCAUGGAUUGUAAGCCAAUCUUGGGAAAGUUCCUUUUUCUAGACUACAACUCCCAAAGGCCCAUGAUAGCAUAGCUACUGGAUUUUUUGGCACUGUAGUCCACUAAAGGAGAUCACCCAAGUUAUGGAUGCCAAAGAGACCUCUGCCAUCACCUUCUAGAAUUAUAAGUGGUUUACUUUAGGCCCCUCUCUUGGCUGAGGGUCUGGUGCUGAAUGCAAAGGUGUCACUUGCUUCCUCAUUUUCCCAGUCGUUUUCUGAUUCUCCCAAUCACUAGCUUGAACUUUUUAUUGAAUUUUAUAAACCAUACAAAGUGAAGAAACAUGUUGAGCCAAAUGGAAAGAGCUAUACAGUCAUUGAACAUUAAAUCAUAACAGUAAGAAAGAAUAAAAAGGGGGGACACAGAUAUGUGCACACUGUUCUUUAAGAUAGAUUUGUAUUGAUCAGUCCAUAUUGGCUGUAACAAUGUCUAUAAACUCUGUGUAUGAAAUCAGAAUGAGCUGAUCCAAAAUUUCUCUUAAUUGUUCUGUAGGUUUGUGUACAGAUGAGUCUUUAUUAGCAAAGAUAAUAAAUCUUAAUAAAAUUGC